CACCAGCCUAUGCUAAUAUCGCAACAACAACAGCAGCAACAGCAACAGCAACAACAGGAGCAACAACAACAACAGCAACAGCAACAGCAACAACAGCAACAGCCAGGCAUUCUGUGUGCACGUCUAGGACGGCGGGACUCAGCCGACAGACCGGCCUUCCUUGUGACACCAUCGUUGCCUAAGAGCGUUAGAGUUAACUUUCCAGGCAAGGCCAAUUCGAGUCAGCAGCCUAAGUAUGCACGGAGUAUCGCUAGUGUUUCACCCCUGAAGACUGACGACCGACGAGCCGUUCUUCGGUCGUCACCGAGUGGCGCUAGCGUUUCUUCCUCCUCAGAGCGCAGCGCAACUUCAUCCGGGUGCACCUGGCUUCACUUCGCCGAGCACGGGAGCUUGGCUGCGCCGACCUCUCGCACGCAACGCGAGGUCGCUCUCCGGUGCGCCCUCGCAGCGGCGUGGCGGGCAAUGAGCACCAGGGGCGCGAAGCGGGCGCGCAUGCAGCGGAUGCCAGCGGCGCGAAGCGACGCGAUCGUGAGCGGGCAGCAACAGCAGCGCGGCCGCCCGUCGCACGGCGUUCAAGCCGUCGUGACCUCCCCUUGCACAACUACUCCCGCCCCUCCCACUCCCGCUAUCUCCCCAGCCCCUUUCCACGUGGCCCCUCCUCGCAACACUCCUCGUGCCUCUGCUCCCGCCUCCAAUGCAUAUCAAAGUUACCGGGUUACCGCAUGCCAUCCAUCCGCCCUGCCAUCGCAGCAGCCGCCUCCUCCCAGCGACCCACCCAGUGAUGCCCCCUCCCCCGCCCCAACUGCCGCCCAUCUCGCCCACGCGCCGGAAGGCCGCCCGCGCAAGAGGCGGCGGGGGCUCGCCACUGGCGCAGGCAUUGGCGCCCCCGGUGCGCGCGGAGACCUUCCCCCCAUCAGCGCGAUCAGCCCGCUGGCGCAGCGCGAGAUUGUCGCUCUCAAGCGCGCGCACCCUGCGCUGGACGACGUGCACAUCGCGGCAGCGGUGAGGCAGCAGUUCGGCGCGGACGUCCAGGAGUGCCACGUGGCAGCCAUCGUGCAGCACGCCGCCGGCACGUGCUGGAGCGUGUGGGGCACGCGUAGCAGCGAGCGGUACACGUGCGCGGGGCUGGAGGCGCAGAUGGCGCGGUGGGUGCGGGCGACCAAGGCGAGGGAGGAGGCGCUGAACGUGACGGGGAGGAUCAUCAGCUUGAAGCGCGUGAGGGAGUAUGCGGCGCGCAUUGGGCAGAAAUUCGAGGUGCCCCGGCGGUUCUUGUACCCCUUGGAGUGGUGCAGAGCGGUGCUGGAGUAUGCUGGGCUGGAUAGUCACGGGAACGAGAUUGGCAGGCAGGUAUCGGGAGGCGAAGGGGAGGAAGAGGAGGGCGAAGAGACGGUAGGUGGAGGUGGGGGAGGAGACGGGAAGUGGGUUCACCCGUUCAUUGCGCCACAAGAGAGAAACCCAAACUUCCACCUCCCAAGCCAGCCCACACACCGGCCGUGGGACGUGACGAUCAAAUACCACAUUGCCGUGCUUGCGCGCGUGCGGCCACACCUGAGCAGCAAGGCCGUGGCGGCAGCAGUGUUCACCAGAUACGGCGUGGAUGUGGUGCCCAAGCGCGUGCAGGGGAUAGCGCAGGAGAGUGGCAGGUGGAUCAAGGCGGGCGCAGUGCCAGCGGGGAGGGAGGCGAUGGUGAGGCUGGAGGACGAGGUGGCGGCGUGGGUCCUGCGAGAGGAGGAGGGGAGGAGGGAGGUGACGAGGGCGAGCAUUCUGGAGAAGGGGAAUGCGCUGGCGCCUGGGCUUUUACGGGGGUCUGACGUGCCCCUCACACAGAAGUGGGUGCGGGGUUUUAUGGAUCGCUAUGGGCUGCUUCUGCUGCCGCUCACCGAGGGGCGCACGGGUGGACAGGGAGCGGUACGGGAGGGUGCAGGAGGGGAGGGAGAGGGAGGGGAGGGAGGGGUUUGGGAGGGAGGUGAGGGGAGUGAGACUGAGGAGGAGACUGGGGAUGAGGGUGGGGGGGCGGGAGAGGUGGGGGGUGGUGGUGGGGAUGAGGGCACGGGUGUGGGGUGCGAGGGUGCGGAGGAGGGGAAGGGAGACGGGGAGGGGUCGGUGCAAGCUGAUUGCAAGAGGGAAGGAGGCAGGCGCGGCAGGGGUGGUGAUGGUGGAGAGGGGUGGGGGAGGGUCGAGAGUGAGGGGAGUGGAUUGAGUGCAAGUGAGAGGGAGGAAGAAGAGGAGGAUGAGAGCGAGGAGGGGAGUGAGGAGGACGAGACACAGGGGGGCAAGGGCGGAAGCAGGGGGGCAGGGCCAGCGGUGGAGGUGACUGUAAACAGCGAGCACUUCGCUGCAGUGCUAGCAGCAGCGGAGCGGGCAGCGCGGGCGACAGUGCUUGAGGCGCAGAGGGACGUGGUAGAAGAGGCAGUGAUGGACGCGGGGCUGCUUGUAAGGGGGACAGCCGGGUACGGCAGCAAGCUGUGGCUGCGAGACAGUGUGCCGGGGGCGCCUGAGAGGUGGGGCCGCGGGCACAGGUAUCUGAAGAGGGAGGGAGAAACGUGGAGGGAGGCGCGGGCGCGUGGGGUGGUGCGGCGGGGCGGGUCGAGCUGGUUCGCGUGGGAGCGGGUGAAGUGCAUGGGCGGCAACUACCGCCGCCUGCUGCCCUCCGAGACCCUCCUCAUUCGCCAGGGCUCCUGUGUGGCAGAAGCAGUGGGGGAAGACGAGGAGGAUGGAGCCGCAGCAGGCUCAGAGGAGUGGGAGGAGUGGGAGCAGCAACAGCUCCCGGGCUGCGAGGAGCAGUCCACGGGCGGAGAGCAGAGCUUGGGGAGCGGAACAGAGAGGCUCAUCUGCCUAUGCCAGCCGCUGCAGGCGAAGCGGGGCGGGGGGCGCAUGGCCAGCAGGGUGCUGGAGGGCGUCACCCUUAGUCGGGUGCGCGCGCUCUGCCUCGUGGUGCAGGCUCGGCCAAACCUAAGCCAGGCCGCCAUUCUGCAGGCGGUGAAGCAGGCUUGGAGUGUGAACCUGAGUCCCGGGGAGCUCAUGGCCAUUCUGGCUCAGAGGCACCGCUGGCUGCAGCUGCCGGGGGGGCCGAGCAGCGACAGUGGGGCUGCUGAGGGGCGCUGCUGUGUGCCGCUGUCUGUGCUGAAGCGCCCGCGCAUGCGGGGCAGCCGGCUGCUGGAGGUGGCUGUGGCGCGCUGGAUAGAGGACCUGGGGGCGGCCAUCAGAAUCCGGUGGAAGCAGGUUUGGUGGCCCCCGCGGUUCAACGCCGCUGCUGCUGCUACAGCGGCCACCAGGUCUGCUGCGGCUGCUGCUGGCGGUAGCAGGUGUGGUGGGGCAGGCGGGGAUGGCAGUGUGCAGUACGUGCUUACAAAGGAUGUGACUAUGGAGGUGGCCAGGAGGAUCGCGCCCCUGGUGGGCGUCCUGCCGUGCUUCCGCUUCUCGUACGGUUGGUACCGGAAGCUCAUGUGCGCUAUAGUGCGGUACAGAGCGGUGCAUGCCAAGGGGAGGCAGGCAGGGGUGGGGGGGGGGGAAGCUCAGGCGGAAGGGACAGGUGAGGGCGUGGUAGCAGAGCAGAGAGCAGCACGUGAGGCGAGGCAAGGAGAGGCAGAGUUGAAGGGGAAGCAACGAGCGAUACGGUCAGGCGAAGCAGCCAAGGCAGCAGAGGCAGCAGCGGAGGCAGCAGCAGAGGCAGCGGAGUCAUUGGAGGAGGCGGGGGUGCACGUGGAGCAGUGGGUAGAGGCGGGGGACGUGCGCGCGCUGCUGCGGGCGGUGGACGGCGACCGGUGGCGCGGUAGAGGCGGGGAUGGUGGGAGAGGUGGUGGUUGUGAUGGUGGUGGCGGGGUGGAUGGUGGUGGUGGUGCAUGCCUUGACGACAACGGCGAUGACAGCAGAGGCGAUGACAGCAGAGGCGAUGAGAGGAGUGAUGGUUGGAGGAAUGGUGUUGCCACUGGUGGCAAUGAGAGAAAUGAUGAGAGCGAUGAGAGUCAUGAUGAGAGUAAUGAUGAGAGCGAUGAGCAUCAUGAUGGGAGGAAUGAGGGGAGUUAUGACGACAGCUGUGACGACAUAAGUGACGACAGCUGUGACGACAGCAGUGACGACAGCAGUGACGACAGCUGUGACGACAGCUGUGACGACAGCAGUGGUGAGAGUGGAAGGUCGGCCCGUGCACAGUCCCCCUCACACCCCACCCUAGAGCACUUGUCGCCACAGCCACCGCAGCAGUCACUAAGUCAGCAGCAGCAACAGCAGCAGCAGCAGCAGCAGCAGCAACAGUGGCAAUCAUGGCCUGGGUGGCAAGCACCUGGAGUGGUGUGGCAAAAGGUCGGCAACGGUUGGCAGCAAGUGGUGCCUCCACUGUCCAUGCUUGGCUGGCAGCCCCACGAGCCCAGCAGCCCCUGGGGACCCUCCAUGGGUGCAUGGCCUGCGCAUGAUGGAGACGCGUGGGACCCGGCUGAGGGCGGACGGAACACGGCAGCAGCAGCAGCAUGGCUUCAGCAGCAGCAACAGCAGCAGUCUACAGCAGGAACACCCACACACGCACUCAUGCCAUUCUGCCCCACCGCUCCACCCCAUCACGACAUCCCACCCCGUCAUGACAUGCCAUCGAACUAGUGUGGCAUUGCCAUCGAAUACCAGUAAGUAGCAUGGAGCAAUGUGUCAGCUGGAAUACUGUAAUUAUGCUGCACGAGAAGGCACAUGAUAAGUGUUAUUUGUUUAUUUUUGUUACGAUGAGGAAUACAUUCCUGAAAGUGGC
This is a messenger RNA of Closterium sp. NIES-67, 4735 nucleotides long. Lineage: Eukaryota; Viridiplantae; Streptophyta; Zygnematophyceae; Desmidiales; Closteriaceae. The record is from the annotation of a GenBank genome assembly.